Molecule: messenger RNA, 3173 nt
Organism: Beta vulgaris subsp. vulgaris (sugar beet)
Lineage: Eukaryota; Viridiplantae; Streptophyta; Magnoliopsida; Caryophyllales; Amaranthaceae
Exons: 3
Coding region: 1176-2357 (393 amino acids)
Source: RefSeq, a predicted model, not a curated record
UUUUUGAAACAGUUUAUUAUUUAUUUUAUUAACUAUAUUAUAUAUUUUAGUUUAUUUAAUAAUUAAAUUCAUUUAUCUUUAGGAAUUAUUUUGUAAAUAAUUUAUAUGCUUAUAAUGGGACAAGUUUAGUAAGUAAUUUAACUAAUAAUAGUAAUAAGAGGAAAUAUACUCACAUAUAUGUAAGAAGGGGGAAAAGGGAAAAAUAAAAACAAGAAAAGAAAAAGGAAAGAAAAAAAAAUAAAAAAACAAAAAGAACAACAUUCAUAAACGGUGCUUCACCACCGUUCAACAUCUUCACCACCUUCACCAUCUUCACCAUCUUCACCAUCUUCUUCUCUCAAAAUCUUUAACAUUCUCCCUUCAUCACACAACCACCACCGUGCCGAUGACACAACCACAACCGCCAUUAGAGGUGACACCAUAGAAGUAGGCGGCGCAAGGAAGAAAAGGGGGGUCGUCGUUGCUGUAAUUUGGAGCAUUUGGUGAUCGAAUUAGGGGCGUUUGCAAGUUAUUUCUCAUCCCCAAUCUUCUAUAUUAGUGGAUUCCGGUUUCAUUGAGGAGCCGUAUUGACUGAGCUAGUUGGUUUGAUAUAGUUUAAAAGGUACAUGAAGGCUUAGAGUCGGGGUAUGGGCGGAGAGCAACGUCCACUAGUUUUGUGUAAAUAUAGUUAUAAUAGUUUUGUUCUGGUGCAUUUCUUAUAUAUAAUCAAUAUUUUGAGACUUAGGGUUGUAAAUAUUAAUCCACCUAAAUCUUUAUUCGGUCGGGUUGUAAUAGUUUAAAAUAAGCUUUAAAUUAGUUUUGGUGCAGGUAGUUCUUCCUUAGCGAUUAUUCUCGUAAUAAUCGUGGAAUAACACGUUUGGAUUUCGAGUAGUUAUACAGGAAUUUCAUUGGUAUUUGAAGUAGGUGGAGUUGUUGGGAAUUUGGAUUUUGGAUUGCUGAUUUGUUGAAACAGGUUUAAAAUUCGAACGCCAGUCCUAAAUUAAAUUUUAGGCAGUCCAUUUUUCAAACGGAACUCUGCCGAAUUUUCUAUAGAAUUUUAAUAUUAUUUAAUUUAAUGAAUCACUCGAAAUUCAGGGGUGUUAUAGUUGGUAUCAGAGCCUAGGUUAAUAAAGGACUGGGUUAAGUUAGAGAUGAUAGGAAACUAAAAUUUUGACAAGCCGAGGUGAGAAAGUGAGAUGGGUUAUACACGGGAAGUGUAUAUUCUGUGUUGUUUAUAUGCUUAUAUUAAUUAUGUGAUUGUUUUUGUAUAUCGUGAUUUAGAGUUAAUAUUCUUUUAUGACAAUCAAUGUGUUAUACUCGUGUUUUAUCGAGAUUCAAGUUCUUUUACCUUAUGUAGUGCUUACAAGAUGCACAAGCGCGAAAGAAGUAAAUCAUCAGAGAUGCGCGCUUUGAUGCGCCAGAUGGCCGAGUCUAAUAAGGCCAUGACUGAGGCUGUGCAAUUGCUAGCGGAAGCACGAGCUGCUACUAUUAGCACUAGCAAAGUAGCUAUCACUGAAGUUGCUGCUGUGCAUAAAGCAAUUGACGGGAAGAAGCUGCCUAAGUAUGAUGGAAAAGGCGACCCCGUGAAGAUGGAGAAUUGGAUUAGAGAGUUUGACAAGAUCUUCGUCACUCUCCAGGUCCCUGAAGAGAUGAGAGUAGACUCCGCAGCCUACCAUCUCACUGAAGAUGCUGAUAUCUGGUGGACAAACAACAAAGAUAAUUUUACCACCAAAGUCACAUACGAUGAGGAUGGUUUUGAGGAGGUGGAGACAAAGGAAUUUGGUUGCAAAGAGUUCAAGAAGGCGCUACGUGCUGAGUUCUUCCCACCUCAUAUGAGGAAAAGGAAGAGAUCUGAAUUUGAACAUUUGGAGCAAGGAGAUAUGUCUGUCCAACACUUUUAUACUAAAUACCUUGAGUUGUCUCGUUUCGUUCCUGAAUUGGUCCCAAAUGAACAAGAAAGAGCUCAGAGGUUCGAAGAAAAACUUGAUCUUGAACUUCUUAGCAAUAUGGGAGCGGCCGACUUCACGACCUUGAACGAAGUUUAUACUCGUGCUAGCAAUGCCGAGAGAAUCAAGGAGAGAAGGAAAGCUGGAGAAAAGAUGAAAGCUCCUACAAAAGAAAGUACCCAACAAUGGGAUAAGGGCAAUAAUUUAGUCAAAACAAGAGCAGAAACUUUGAUAAUCGGGGUCCUAGGGGUAACUUCAAUAGAGGAGGUCAGAGUCAACAAGCCUCAAGGAGUGCUCAGAGUUCGUUUCAGCCCCGUAGCCAAGCCUAGAGCCAAUCUCAAUCCCAAAACAACCCAGGACCUGUUCGUCGUUAUUUCUGUAAAAGAUGUGAAAACAAUCAUCCAGGGAGGGAUUGUGAAGGCAAUAAGGUGACGUGUAAUUAUUGCAAGAAGGAGGGGCAUAGAGCUUAUGAGUGUUUCACUAACCCUGAUGCUAAGAUUGGCCGCAAUUAUGAGGUGUUGAGGACACCCACUGCUAGUACAGCUAGUAAUCGCCCAACUACUUCUGCAGCUACAAAUCGUAGCGCAGGAACUACUAAUGCUGCUCGGGCUAAGAGAAGUCUUGAGAAAAAGAACAUGGGCAACCUUAAUCAUCUUAAGCAAGCAGAUGCAGAUGACCAGGGGAAUGUAGUGACCGAUACUUUAUCUAUUUUACACCUGCCUACGUACUAUUUGAUUCAGGUGCAUCACAUUCAUUUAUCUCUGAAACUUUUGCAAAAAGGUUAAACUUAGAAAGGGUCACACCUUGUGAGGCCGAUAUUUCCGUUCCUUGUGGUCUAAGUGUCACAUGUAAUAGGAUGUAUUUAGAUGUCCCUAUAGCUUAUGGUGAAACUACCUUAUUCGCUGACCUAAUAGUUUUUCCUUUGAAAGAUUUUGAUAUAAUACUGGGAUGGACUGGCUAGAAAAGUAUAAAGCCAAGAUAGACUGUCCGAAACAAAAAGUAACAAUAGAGAGUCAUAAGGGUGUUCAUGUGCUUUAUAGUCACGUCCAGUGAAGAUUAUUUCUGCUCUUAAUUGAAGUCUUAUUUAAGGAAGGGAUGCCCUAUGUACCUUUGCCAUAUUCAUGAUACUAGUAAGGAAAGACCACAGCUCGGAGAUGUCCCAGUUGUGAAUGAGUAUCAAGAUGUGUUUCCAGAUGAUAUUCUUAAUAUGCCUCCAAAGCGUGAUUUGGAAUUUAACAUCGAUUUGGU